AUGUCUGUCUCGCUGUCGCCAUUGGCACCUCCCGAAGCAGCGCCUCCGGAAGGAGUCGAGGAGGAUAUUGAGAUGAUGAAUCUAUACUUGGACGGUAGAUACUAUUCCAUUUUGGAAUACACUUCACCGCGCUUGCUAUAUGGAUCUCUUACCCCCACUGCCAGGAUGGCGAUUGCAUUGACAUUAUUUCAGUUGGGUAGAGUCAACAUUGGUUUCCGCGAGAUGGCGCUCGCAGUAGAGCUGGCUCCAUUUGGCUCCAGAGGAAAGAUGCUUGGUCAUAUUGGUAUGUGUUUGAAGAGGAAGGGGAUGUUUCGGGAAGGUGCUGAGUGUUACCUUGAAGCGCUUUCGUUCUAUAGGGCCUUUUCUCAAGGUAUGGAACAGUCGAGUGAAACGCUGGAAGCGAUCGAGAGCAUCUUGUGUGAGGGUUACAUCUCCUGUAAGGAGAGAUCCGACUCUGGUGGAGUUUUACGCGAGCUUCUAGAAAGCGCUCUCCCCCCGGCCUACGUUCAGGCCCAGGAAUACGUCCUUGCUGGGGGUGUCUUGGAACAAAACUCAGUUGCUAGUGUGCUUCUCCAAAAUAAAACCACCAUCGAUGAUGUAGUGCUGGUGAUUCUUCGAUGGAAAGAAUCUACAGGCCACGAAAGGCGCUCAUACACCGUAAAAGACCCUACCCGUCACUUAUUCAACUGCAUCAAAGCUUUUGGCCUGAAUGAAAUAUACACAGAACUCGUCCGGCGCACAGCCCUUGUUAAGGAAUAUAUCGAAUACGACGCAUCGCACUUCCCCGAAAUCGACUUAAAUCUCGACAACAAGUAUGCUCUCCGUACUCUCUGCAAGAUUAGUCUGCGUUCGGCCUUGUCGCUGAUCAACCUCUACUCGGUGAUUGUUAAGCACAAUACAAUACUAGCCUUCCUUGAAUUUUUGAACGGGGACUACAGCUUGGCUUUCCACAAAUUGGAAAAACUCCUCGAGCUAUUCGACUUGGUGGAAGAGACCUUUUCAAAGACCAUUGAUCUCCAUAGCCAUGAGUUUUUAUCACCAUCCGUAAAACGGUGUAUCGCAAUUUAUAUGGGACAGGCGGCGCUCAACUUUUGCCCCACCAGCGAUGCUAUCGAGGAGGUCCUAUCCGCAGUCAUUGAUUCAGGCAUGAAUAUUAACAUAAAGGCUGAAUAUAUCUCGGGCAGACUCGACCAGUUCUUUCUCGUGUGUGGUGGCUUGUUCGAAAGACUCUCGGUUAUGCGGGCUCUGAAUAUGAACGUGGAGCUUAGAGACCCCUCGGGAAACGUCAUACGUCUUUCAAAGUCUGAACUCGAAGAGGCCAUUAGGAAGUACAUCUUUGCCGCGGUGAUGCGGCCACUGGAUGAUGUUGUCGAGUUGUACGACCGAAUUCUCUGGGGUUUGUUGUUGUACGGUGGGAUUCAUGUGAAGGUUUUGUGGUUUUUCAAGUUCAUUAGAGACUACUUUCUAGUGGCAAACGAAUGUGCGGUGAUUCAUCACCAUACUUCCGAAGUAUGCAGCUUCUUACCAGCGAAUCCCCUAACCUCCGGUAACGGAGGUGAGAUUGUGGAUAAGAUCUAUAGCUUAAAAGAUACGUUUCCCCAUUCAGAUCGAUUGGGUAUGUGGAACGAAUCUCACAAUUCUUGCUUCUUGGUACCCCAGGUCUUUUGGGAUACGGUGGAGAACCAGCUAAUCCUCCUUGAUGAAUUUUUCGACGAACGGUACCCAUACGGGGCCGAGAAGGGGUUUAUUUUCUCCACCACGCAAAGGGCGAAGCGGAAGUUGAAAGGACACUUGAAGUUGCACGAAAGUAUUGUGAAGUUUCAGCUUGACAAGAGCCUCCAGUUUAUUGAGUUGUGGAUCGAUAACUAUGCCGAGUAUCAGACGCUGAUUCCCGAGCCGAUCUCAAAGUUUUGGAAACGGUAUGUCGCGUAA
Babjeviella inositovora NRRL Y-12698 is the source of this 1932-nucleotide messenger RNA. RefSeq lists its product as uncharacterized. The transcript has 3 exons. Bases 1 to 1932 code for a protein of 643 amino acids. NCBI's taxonomy places the organism in Eukaryota, Fungi, Ascomycota, Pichiomycetes, Serinales. The record is from RefSeq and is a predicted model, not a curated record.